Messenger RNA from Portunus trituberculatus (swimming crab), 1332 nucleotides. RefSeq names its product caldesmon-like. The record is from RefSeq and is a predicted model, not a curated record. Lineage: Eukaryota; Metazoa; Arthropoda; Malacostraca; Decapoda; Portunidae. The transcript has a single exon. The coding region runs from base 1 to 1332 and encodes 443 amino acids.
AUGGCCGCCAUUAACCAUCAAAUGGCCGAGCGCAUCAAUAACAUCAUGGAAGAAUGGCAAAGAACAGAAGAGGAGAAGAAACACCAUGCCCAGUCUCUUCUGUUGAGGGCAGACCAGGAGAAGAAAUGGGCCUUAACAGAGGCCCAAGAAAAGUACGAUAUGCUCAUGAAGGAAAAGAAAGCAGUGGAAGACGAACUAACUUAUACAAAGAAGGAAUAUGAACAAGCCCAAGAAGAAAAGGAAAGGUUGAUGAAGGACAUGGCAGAAAUGGCGGUGAAAGAACAGCAAAUUGCCAACUCCGCCAGGACUGCAGUAGACGAAUGGCAUGCGACCAAAGAGACAAUGAUGCAGCAUGUUGAGUCUCUACAAGCCAAGGUCGACAGAGAGAAAAACAAGAUUACAUCAGAAGCCCCGCUAAGGUACAAAGAAAUUGAGGAGGAAAGGAAAGCGAUGAAAGACGAACUCUCUCUUCUGAAGAAAGCUUACCAAGAGGCACAAGAGGAGAAAGUUGAAAUUCGUCAAUAUCACGAGCGAGCCGUGUACGUGGCUGCGCUAACUAUUGACAGGCUGCAAAAAGGAUGCGCCACGAUCUCCGAGGAACACGGUCAAGGAAAAGCAACAGAUGAUGAAAGAACAAAGGAAGAAUGGCAAGUGGCACAGCUGAUGCAAGAAGCGGAACACAAGGAACGGCUGAGCACGAUUGACAUAGUAACUGAGUUCGAGUCUCAAGACACCUCAGAGAACCGUUACCAGGGAUAUGAAGUCUUCUAUCAGUCAGAACACUUGGUCCCUGAAGAACAAGAAAAAGAGUCUCGGGAAAAUAGCGAACAUGCCAGUGAACACGCACAAAGGCUGGCAAAUGCGGUGAAUGAGCAGAUAUUCAAACAUGAAAGACAACUGCUGGGAUUUGAAAAGAACGACACCAAGGAAGGAGACGAGACACAGGAAAGCAAACUAGAAAGAAAAAUCGCAGACCAGGAAUAUCGGGAAAGUAGCGAACAAGCCAGUGAACACGCACAAAGGCUGGCAAAUGCAGUGAAUGAGCAGAUAUUGAAACAUGAAAGAUUACUGCUGGGAUUAGAGAAGAAAUACACCAAAGAAGUAGACGAGACACAGGAAAGCAAACCAGAAAGAAAAUUCGCAGACCAGGAAUAUCAGGAAAGUAGCGAACAAGCCAGUGAACACGCACAAAGGCUGGCAAAUGCAGUGAAUGAGCAGAUAUUGAAACAUGAAAGACUACUGCUGGGAUUUGAAAAGAACGACACCAAGGAAGGAGACGAGACACAGGAAAAGAAACACCAAAGAAGAAUCUGGGAACGGAAUGAGUUAUGA